This is a messenger RNA of Helobdella robusta, 468 nucleotides long. RefSeq lists its product as hypothetical. The transcript has 2 exons. The record is from RefSeq and is a predicted model, not a curated record. The coding region runs from base 1 to 468 and encodes 155 amino acids. Lineage: Eukaryota; Metazoa; Annelida; Clitellata; Rhynchobdellida; Glossiphoniidae.
AUGGGCAUAGAAAGUGUUGUUCCUUCAAACUACUUCACUGGUAGCCCUGAUUGUGGUGUAGAUGGUAAGGAUGAAUGGAGUAGGCAUGUCGUCCUUUCCACUCUCCACUGGUCGAUGCACGCUCUGCAGAAGCCGUGCGAACAACCGGCCAGAGCGUGCAUCGACCAGUGGAGAGUGAAGAGGACAACAUGUCCACUCUGUAGAUCUCCAUUCCAUCUCACCAUCUACACCUCAAUCAGGGCUACCAGGGAGGAAGUUGACUAUUUGAAGGAACAACACUUCCUGUGCCCGUUCAAUGAGGCGCCACAUCACCAAGUGACAUACAGCCCUCGAGUCAUAGAGCAGUUUCUGAACAUCAUGAGGUGCAAUGUACCCAUCGACCAGCUGUUUGCUCCGGAUAAGCUGAUGAGUGCAAUCAACAAAUUUAUGACUACGUCUUCACACGGCGAACUUGAGUUGUCUAAAUAG